Molecule: messenger RNA, 1687 nt
Organism: Caenorhabditis sp. 36 PRJEB53466
Lineage: Eukaryota; Metazoa; Nematoda; Chromadorea; Rhabditida; Rhabditidae
Source: the annotation of a GenBank genome assembly
AUGACGGCGAUUCAACGCAACAUUGUAGUCAAUUUGAUAUCAAAAAGGCCAGUUUUUAACCCGCAUUUUCGCCCCGUUUUUCUCAAUUUUCUCUCGCAUUUUCGACGUGAUCACUGAUUUUGCGAACGUUUAGAUUACUCGGAACGUCGACGCCAAUGUUCAGCAGCAGCGACGAGAGAAACGACGAAAAAAUUAGUUUUGUGGAAAAAGUGCGACUUUUGGACUAUUGGAAAGUUCAGGAUAGCGCCCUUCAGAAGUGAGCGCAUACAACAAAAACAUGAGCAAAUUUGAUGCGAACAACUUUUGAGAGACGUUCCAAAAAUGCCAAAUUGCAGUGAAUUUCCGCGCUCCCGCCUCGUUUUGAUGGUCGAUCGGCGUCUUUUGGUUACAAACGGACAACAGGUUCGGAUGGUGGAGCACUCGCACGUGGAUCUCAAACGGAAGCUCGGCGACUACGGACUGCAGUUCGAUCUGAGCACCUCGUGUCUUUUGGACGCACUUCCCGGCGACAAUGAUUUGGUAAUACCGUCUAUUCAUAACGCUGUAUCUCAGCUGCGAGUGGAGAUUUCAAAAAGUUUUCAACGAAUAAAAUGUUCACCAUAUUUUGAUGAUAUCUUUACACCCAGCUGAGAUAUAUAGCUUUGAAUGGACGGAAUUUACCUAUUCCCUCCAGAUUCCCUUGUUCGGAACGUCGAUCGAAGCGGCGGAUCCGUCGGAAGACUCUCCGAUCACGAAAAACGAGGCCCUUCGUCAGCUGGGCGUCUCGUUGGGCGGCCGAUUCACCGACGUGCGCAUGGCGAUGCUGACGAUGGACGAGGAGCGGCAACGGAAUCUUCUCGCCAAGUUCCAGUCGCUGACGCGGUGGGCGUCCACGUACCGAAGGUGUCCCAAGUGCGCCGCCGCAUUGAAAAUGAGGACGAGCAAGAGCGGCGCCGAGUGUGUCACUUGUGCAAAAGUCUAUUAUCCGACGGUAGCCAUUUAUCGAUUUUAAAGCGAAUUUUUAGAUUUUUUUCAGUUCUCGCCCGUCUCGAUAACGCUCAUCACGGAUCCGACGAACGAGCACGCGCUUCUGGUGCGACACAAAGGAUCGGCGGGCGGAGUGUUCACCGCCGUCGCCGGAUUCGCUCAUGUCAGUCGCAAUUUUCAGUUUUCUAGUGAAAAAACUGGCAAAAUGCAGUAAAAUCAUUAUUUUCCGUAAAACCCGCCAAAACCCGCCUAAAUCCAUCAAUUUUCAGUCGGGCGAAAGUAUGGCAGAAUGCGCACGUCGCGAGAUCGCCGAAGAAGUCGGCAUUGAGGUGGAUUCGAUCCGCUCGCUGGACAUGUCGCAGCCGUGGCCGAUGCCCGACUCGUCACUCAUGAUCGCCCACAUCGCCGUCGCGAGAAUGGAUCAAAAGGUGCGACGACAAUCCGGAUGACUAUGAGAGAAAUACGCAAUGCGCCAGAUUUUACGACAUUUUCGAAAUAUUUGCAGAUUUCCGUGUGCCCCGAUGAGCUGGAGACGGCCCAAUGGUUCUCGCGUUCGCAAGUGCGUCAGGCGCUCGACACGACGCUCGCGGAUCCGUUUCUGAAGAAUUUGAAGCGGACUCUGGACGAUCGGCAGACUUUGCACUACAUUCCGCCGGCGGGAGCGAUCGCGCAUCAAAUGAUCAGCCAAUGGGUGCUCGGCAAGGAUAAUUCACGUCUUUAG